GUACACAUCCAGCACUCGUCAGAUGAUCCUGAUCCACUGCAGUCAGAGAUGAAGAAAAGACAAGCACAGUAAUGGACUUUUUAAACUGAGAAAGAAAGUUUGAAGACUAAGGGAAAUCCACAAUGAACUUUAUUGCUCUGCUACUGACCUCAGCCUGUUUCUUCUCUUGUAUUACCGCAAAAUACCACCAUAAUCAAGACAAUGGCAAAGAGUUAAAAUACCUGCUGGAUCCUCUGGUGUUUGCUGAAGUCUCUGCUCGUCGUGGACACGCAGCCAUUUUGCCCUGUGUGAUGAGAUUCAAACCACCACAUUACAGAGUGAAGUGGACUAAACUCGAGCCCUCUUCUCGUGGAGUGGAGAACAUAGUGCUCAUCACAAACGGUCAUGCAGAUAAGCAGUACGGCUCUGUGGGGCCUCGAGCGGCCCUCCAGCGAGCUCAUGAUCUGGACGUUUCUCUGCGACUCUCUGACCUGGAGCUGGAAGAUGACGGCAGUUACCGUUGUGAACUUAUCAACGGCAUCGAGGACGAAAGUGUCAUUAUUACUCUGAGGAUUGAGGGGGUUGUAUUUCCUUAUCAGAGUCAAAAAGGACGGUACAGAUUUACAUUCUUUGAUGCUAAUGAAGCUUGUGCUGAACAGGAUGCAACCCUUGCCACCUACAAGCAGCUUUACAGGGCCUGGACUGAAGGGUUGGACUGGUGUAAUGCUGGAUGGCUGAUUGAUGGGACGGUCAGUUACCCUGUCUUGCACCCACGGCCAGCUUGUGGAGGGGAUCUUCUGUCAGGCAUCAGGAGCUAUGGGCCUCGUCACAAAACACGGGACAACUAUGAUGCUUUCUGCUUCACCUCCACCACUAAAGGCUCUGUAUUCUUCAUUGAGGGGCAGCUGAAUUUUGCAGAGGCUGAACGAGCCUGCAGACGGGACGGUGCUGGACUAGCAAAGACUGGUCAGAUCUACUCAUCCUGGAGGUUUCAGCAGCUGGACCGCUGUGAUGGAGGCUGGUUGGAGGAUGGCAGCGUACGAUUCCCUAUUGUUAACCCAAGAGAGCACUGUGGAGGGAUUGCAGAACCAGGGGUUCGUAGCUUUGGGUUUCCUAGCAAAAGCAUGCGUCUCUAUGGGGCUUACUGCUAUAGGUAACUGCUCCAGGUUUUGGUAGCAGGUAAUGAUUUGCUACAUGUUGAUUGUACUUGAACGACAAAUUAAAAUUUGUAGAAUGUAUCCUCAGUUUCUGCAGAAUUUCACAGUAUGAGCACCAGAGGCUUUCUGCAGUGUUUAUUUUCAGGAAAAUGUACCAUAUGGUUAGCUUAUAUGCUAUCUAGCAUUUAUAUCAUUCUGGAUUAUACAGUAUAUCCGGCCAUUGAUUUAAGCGAAGUUAGAUAAACUAAUUUCAAUAGGAGCAAGUGAUAUGAUUGAUCGCGGCUGGUCUCUCACCCGCAAUCAUCGAUAAACCAAUCAGAUGAAUCCAAACCUACAAUAAAUAGCCCAUUUCACGUAACUUCCAUUAUCUUCGUUUCCCCCAUCCACCCCAUGUCCUUUUCCUCCUUUACCAGGUGGAGCUCUUGGGAACUACCUGAUCUUGGACCCUCUAACAUGCUAACUCAAUUAUCUCUGAGCUCAGGGUUCUCUCCUGGGACAGCAUGCCAAACCUGCUAUUUGUAUCAAGCAAUAUCUAAGUGUGAACUCUUGAAAAGCAGAAAAGAUUGAAUCCUUGAGGAUAAACCUUCAGAUAUAGAUUGGAACAGAGAAAUAAAUUAGUCCUGUUUGAAUAGCUGUUAGCUUGAAAUGCUAACUCUUUUAGC
This is a messenger RNA of Danio aesculapii, 1798 nucleotides long. It is a transcript of the gene hapln2, whose product is annotated as hyaluronan and proteoglycan link protein 2. The record is from RefSeq and is a predicted model, not a curated record. Gene Ontology annotation, biological process: cell adhesion. NCBI's taxonomy places the organism in Eukaryota, Metazoa, Chordata, Actinopteri, Cypriniformes, Danionidae. The transcript has 6 exons. Bases 123 to 1136 code for a protein of 337 amino acids. Gene Ontology annotation, molecular function: hyaluronic acid binding.